GGUUGAGUGAGUGUGUGUUAAAGUGGGAGGGGGGACUGAAAAGCAACAUCCUUUUAAAACACUUUGUCCUGUUUAGACUUCAUCAGACGUUACCUCAUGGGCGGCCAGGGCACGAGUUUGAGAGCAGCAGCUGAAGAUCUGUACGGAGCUACAUGAUGGAGUUUUGGUCUGAAAAUCAGAGACAGUCACACGGUUACUCCAGAUUUGGUACAGUUCCUGGUAGAAACUGUGCACACAACUAUCACGACCGACACCAGUUAUCUCACUAUCCGUUGAACUUUGGAGAGGAGCAGGAACAGCAAAGACAGUCCGAUGACUGGACUCUUCACGGAUCAAGACCUGCUCUAAAUGAGUACCCCGACUGGACGAACUCCUCCACUUCUUCCUAUCACUUCCCUGUUAUUCUGGACACUCGACGUCACCAGGAUCAAGGGGCAUAUCGGCACCAUGAAGCCAGCGACAGGGAGUGGAUGACGUCUCAGAGAGCUGCGAGGGACCACGAGAGAGGGUUUCUGAGGGAGGCGUGGCAGCAGAGGAGAUGGGAGUCCAGUAAUCCUCUCAGUUACGAGCGAGAUGCAUCUGCCAGAAGWAACGUCAGCAACUAUCGAGAGCUGGAGGCCUGGGCAGCUCGGUACAGUCACUCCCUGCCAAGGAGGCGGCGGGUAGAGGAAAGCUCUCAGGGGCUGGUAGACCCUCAAACGCAACAUGUUCAAAUAAAUCCAAAUAGAAUAUCCGGACUGUGGGACAGAGGACCAAGACUGCAAGCUCCAGCCUAUAAUACAAGCUUCACAAAGGAAAACACCACCWACCAAAGAAGAGCCUUUAGCCAACCUCCUGGAUAUGUUGCUCCUCCUUCCUAUAAGAACCCACAUCAAACUUCACCAGUAAAAUCUUUCUGUAACACCAGCACAGAGCAGUUUGGUAAGAAACAAACCUACUGGUCCAGAAAGCAGGAUGUCUCAGCAGAGCUGGAUGAUCAGCAAACGGAGAAAGAGGAAUUCAGAAAGUCAGAUGGAAGUAAAGCCUGCCCAGAACUCACAAAUCAGAAAGGAGAUGCUUUACAAGCAGCCAGUCCCAUAAAAACACAGAAAUCAUACAUAGAAAACCAAGACACGCUGGCUCUACAUCAUCAACAAUCAUUUCAGAGUUCAAACUCAAAGGUCAUUGAAGGAAGGAAAUUCAGGCUGAACAAAAAGGCAGGCGGCAUGACCAUUUUCUGCCUCGUGUCUCGAAUAGCCAACGCCUCUGAAAUGUCGUCUUUACCGGUCUGCACCUCCCAAACCAACAUUCAGAGAACAGACCAGGAAGAGGUUUCCACCGACCUAAAGAGCGGAUGUGAGUUCAACCAGCUUGCAGAUGAAGUAGACUUCAAUGCAUCGACAUCCACAGCACAGCUGAGGCCUGACGUUAGAUGUCUUACAGCCACACAAACAGGAAAGAAGUCGCUUGAAGAUGAGCCAACCAACAAAUCAGAGGCGAAUGUUGUUUCCUUGGAAAGUGUUGCUGCAGAUAACGACACUACGUUUUAUAGACAAGAGAGUCAGUCGGUGCAGCCUGCAGUCAAAUAUCCUUUAUGGAGGAAGCCUAGUUUCACAACCUCACCUCCUCAGAAGAAUCUGGAUGAAGAAUCGGAUAACGUUCUAAACUUUCACAGAGCUGGUAAUGUACGUAAUAAUCCAACGAUCGAAGAAACAAGUAAAACAGGCACUGAGGACAGAAAAGGUCUGAUGGUCAUAGACACAAGCUGCRUUGUCGUCAAAGUGGAAAUGAUUCCAUCGCCCAGGAAAGAGCGCGUUCAGUAUUCAUUCACCUCCACGGACACCGAAACCAACGAACCAACAUUUGUUCCCCGUCAAUUAAAUGAACACUUAGAUCAAAAUACACCAGAAGAUCAAAAUAAAGAUGUAACCCAUUCACAGGAAAACACAAGUCAUGAAACAGAUGCUUCUUUCUCCAGAGUGCAGCCAGAAGAUUUGGGGAAGCGUGCAAAAAGAAUCCUCGGGAUCCCGAUACAGGACAGCGUCAUCGAAGAGCGAGCCGAUGAAGGUUCGGUCUUUGAGUCGCAUGUUAAAGAGCAGAACGAGGAGACUGAACCGUCUCCUUCUGAACUAACUCCAGAGGACACCGUAGAGGAGGGAGAGGUUGUCCAAGACCAGGGACCAGAGUAUUUCAAAGACAGUGAAGACAGAAAUCAAGCAGAAAAUGAAGCUAGUGAAGGUUUUACAGAAUCUCAGGAGGAAUUUGCAGAUUUGUUCAAAAACAACAAUCCAGACCAUACUUUAGCAGAAACUGACACCACAAGUGAAGAGGACCAAAAUCAAGUUAACAAUGAAUCUACACAACUUCCUGGCUUCAUUAAUUCCACUUCUCCUUGUGAACCUUCAUUGUUUUGGAAUACAUCAGAAGAAGCUUCUCUUUCCAACACAUCGCCUUUAUCUUGGCCUAAACUGUCAUCUCCUCCUCCUCCUCUUCCUGAAUUUCCAGACUCUUCCUCGAAUUCCCCUCCCUGUGAAGACCAUCUCCCAAUCCCUCCUCCUCUUGAAGAAAUAGUUCUAACUGCGGAUGAAGCUUCUGUUGCCGAGCACAAGGAGGAAGAGGAAGAAACGCCUCAUCUACCAGAGAGUCGGGUUAAAGGUGAGUCCGCUGCCUCAGAUGUGAAAGAAGAGGAGUCACAGCAACAAGCUAGAUGUCAUGAUGCUGCUUCUGAAGAGCAACAAACAGAAGAGAAUGAUAAAGAACCAGAAAACAGCUUGAGGGAAACAGUUCAUGCAUCCAAAUCUAAUGACCUCCAACAGCUUGAACGUUCCCAAACUGAAGGUGCUGGUCGUGUGAAGGAGACUAACUGGAUCAAGCAGCAGUUUCUUCAAGAAACCAACAAGGGUCCUGAUGAUGCUGAAGUGCAAACACCCGAAACGGUUGAAGAAAGUCAAGAAUAUACAAGCAAUGAUCUGAUAGAUGUCAACUUAUUCCAACAGUUUGAUCCUUUUCAAGAGAAAACUGAUUUCUGCAGAAAGGACACCAGUGAGGCUCAACAGGAGUUCCAAACAAGUCCAGGUCUUACUGCAGGUCUGAGGCAACAGAGCGCUACAGACACUCAGAUAAAUACAGACAUUUCCCAACACGAAUCCUUUGACUCCUCUUGUUUGUUGACCUCAGACUCUCCUCUUCCUCCUGRCACAGACACAGACUUUGCUCCUUUUUUGGAAAUGGACUCAGUUGGUUCUUCACCUGCAAAUUUUGACUCAGCUGCUGCAAUGGAAGCUGAUUUUCCUCCUUUUAGUCUGGACUCUUGUGAAGAAUCCAACCAGUUCUCAUCUCUCUCUACCUCACCCCCUGUUCUGCCUCUCAGCUCUCCUCCUCCUGAGGACCAUUCUCCUCCUCACGUUUCUCCAUCUCCUCCUCACAAACAGGAAGCCCCAUACCCACAGACUCUUUGGGAUGUGGUCAAUCGCAUCAGGAAGCACACGGCCCCCGACUCUGAGAGCGAAGAGGAGGAGGUGAACGAGCCGUGGGACCCAGAGAGCGUUGGUGAUAGCUUCAGCUGUCCAGAUGUGGCGGAGGAGCUAGAGUCUGAGGAGGUCGAGUCUGAGGAGCUAGAGUCUGAGGAGGUGGGGUCUGAGGACAUUCUCUUGGAAGAAACAGAGGAACGUGGGGUUUUAGAGGAAAUUGAGAUUGGGCGUGUGAAGCAGGACGAUGAAGAGACGCUGUCCUGCAGCAGCAGCCUCGUCUCUGAAGACACUGUUGUCGUAGCUGAGGAGGAAACAAGACUCACCACCAAGACGGAGGAGAAGAGCGAGGGGUUUGACAAAACUGAAGGCGAGAUAAGCUGCUCUAGUGACAACGAAACCACAUCUGAGGACAAGGAAGAGGCAGCAGAGACAAAUAAAUCUGAUCGAAGUGAAGAGUGUCCAGUGGAGGUGAUAUAGACAGAUUCCUUCUGACCAUGAUUUGUAUCUAAUGUUAAAGGUUUAAAAUCUGUAACAUUAUAUCUGUGGUAUUUAUAACAAAUAAAUCACUUGCAGAACUAC
Molecule: messenger RNA, 4028 nt
Organism: Austrofundulus limnaeus
Lineage: Eukaryota; Metazoa; Chordata; Actinopteri; Cyprinodontiformes; Rivulidae
Exons: 3
Coding region: 153-3926 (1257 amino acids)
Source: RefSeq, a predicted model, not a curated record